AUGCUUAGUCCCAAAAAAACCAGAUUCCGUAAACAACACCGAGGAAGAAUGAAAGGAAAAGCCUGUCGAGGUAAUAAAAUUUGCUUCGGAAAAUAUGCUCUUCAGGCACUUGAGCCCGCUUGGAUCACAUCUAGACAAAUAGAAGCGGGGCGGCGCGCAAUGUCACGAAAUGUUCGCCGGGGUGGACAAAUAUGGAUACGUAUAUUUCCAGACAAACCUGUUACAGUAAGACCAACGGAAACCCGUAUGGGUUCGGGAAAAGGAUCUCCCGAAUAUUGGGUAGCUGUCAUUAAACCCGGCAAAAUACUUUACGAAAUGGGAGGGGUCGCAGAAAAUAUCGCUAGAAAGGCUAUUUCAUUAGCAGCAUCCAAAAUGCCUAUACGAACUCAAUUCAUUCUUUUAGAAGAGAGUCAUAAUUAG
Molecule: messenger RNA, 420 nt
Organism: Cicer arietinum (chickpea)
Lineage: Eukaryota; Viridiplantae; Streptophyta; Magnoliopsida; Fabales; Fabaceae
Source: the annotation of a RefSeq genome assembly